Messenger RNA from Protopolystoma xenopodis, 516 nucleotides. Lineage: Eukaryota; Metazoa; Platyhelminthes; Monogenea; Polystomatidea; Polystomatidae. The record is from the annotation of a GenBank genome assembly.
AUGUCGCCGUUUGCCUCUGUCUAUCAUACCAGUUCCGCCCGAUUAGUUGCCCAAUUGCCGCCUUGUCUCACUUCCCACUUAUACUCCGACAACUUUAUCAAAACACACGCAGAUCAGCAGACACACACGCAUCGAUACACCUACAUACUUCAAGCACCUUCCUACAGCUGCACAAUCAAUUGGCCAGUCGGCCAGUCGGACAGCCUGCACGCCAGACCACAGGCCACCCACUCAGCCGUUCAGUAUGUUUGUUGCUGCCACAUCCAGCACGACAUUCAUGCUGUCUGUUUGCCCUACACGAGUAUCCUCUUACACCGUUUACCGUCAAGUCCCAAUCCCACUCCCACUCGCCGACCAUCCAUCUUUCCCUCCCUCACUCGCCAUCCCCUCUACUACACCCUCCCCUCUGUUUAUAAUGCAGCAAGAUACCAGUCUGACAGAAAGCUUGACUUUCUUCUCUCCACCUCAGUCUUCAGUCCUUCUUUUACUUCCCGCCUUCUUGCCUCCGCUUUCUAA